Clunio marinus is the source of this 992-nucleotide messenger RNA. The record is from the annotation of a GenBank genome assembly. Lineage: Eukaryota; Metazoa; Arthropoda; Insecta; Diptera; Chironomidae.
ACUGGCAAAGCCGCGCACCCUUUAUUCAACUCGUUUAUAAAAAUAGAAUAAAUUUAAAUUAAGAUAGUCAGAAGUGAACACAAAAUAUUCUUUAAAAAUGGCUCAAUACACAUCUCAAGGAGCAAACUUUUUAAGGGGUUACCAAAAAGCUAAUUAUCUUAGUGUUGGAAAAUCAAAAGGUUUACCGGAUGCUUAUUUAAAGUUUCUCAAAGAAUGGAAAGUUACAACUCCAGCAGCAGUUCAUUAUAUUCCAAAAGAAGGUCGUUAUCAGCGGAAUAUUCGUACCGGAAUUGUUACUCCUGUACAAAAUAGACCAAUCCCAUUAAAACGUGUUCCGGAAGAAGAUGUUGGAAUGUGGGGUGGCGAAGCAAUCAUCAAAGGAUUUCAGAAAAGACAUCCAACUAAGCGUCGAGUUCCUCAUUUUUGGGUUCCAACGCUGAAGCGUUCUGUUGUCAGAAGUGAGAUUUUGAAUGAGUUCUUUUCAAUGACUGUUACUGAUCGAACAAUCCGCCUCAUAUUAUCAAAUAAUGGCUUCGACCACUACUUGCUGAAGACAAUGGCUUGCGAUCUUUAUUCAUUAUUGGCUUUAAAGAUGAAACAGAGAAUGCUUACAAGCCUGUUAAAUGGUUGUCCUGAAUGGGAACAUGAUCCGAAACGACAAGAGGAAAUUAAAAAAGAAUUUAACAAAUAUCUCGAUGACUACACACCCGAAGAAAUUGAGUGGUAUGGAUUGACUUGGGAAGAAGCGAUUGAAAAAACUAACAAAAUUCAAGCUCUGAACAACCCGAUAGUUCCUCAUAAAAUUAUAUUUCGCGAGCGAUUAUUAGAACAGCUUAGAGAAGCAGGAAUAUCAGAAGCACAGGAAACUACUGGCGAGUCAUUAUCAUGGAUGAAGAAAAUUAAUCCAUUCUCAAAGAAGGAAACUUAAAUUAGUUUUAAAACCUGUAAAAAUAUUUUAUUGAGUAAAUAAAUUAGAAUAAUGAAAAGUGAAA